AUGGAAGUGCCUCGUUUGGCUGAUCGCCAGUUCCAGAGAGAGCGAAGAGUACACAUGCGCAGACCUCGUGCUGCAAAGGUAGUUGAUACCGCCCUCAACCGCGACUUCAUCAACGAUGGCGUGGUCGAGAUCGCUAACGACUCAAGUGAUGAUGAGUCCGAGUUUGAAGAAAUCGAUGUCUCGGGUGUUGUCUAUCGUCUUCCUGAGAAGGGCAUCAAGCUUGAUUUCAUUGACAGAGUCAGACGGUGA
This is a messenger RNA of Aureobasidium vineae, 249 nucleotides long. The record is from the annotation of a GenBank genome assembly. NCBI's taxonomy places the organism in Eukaryota, Fungi, Ascomycota, Dothideomycetes, Dothideales, Saccotheciaceae.